AGUCGUUUUCUAGUAUUUUCAUUUUUUCAUUUUUAGGUUUUUGGAAGUCAAAACGAUAUGUAUCUUCCUCUGCGUUUUCCCGUUCCCCCUUCUUCAUUUCAUUUCAUCCCCUAGAACUCUGUUCCAACUUCAAAAAGAAGGGUUGAUGUGGAGAUGAUAACUUUUGGGAUUUUGAGCCUAUCCUCUUCUCUACAUCCAAGUUUGAGUGUUUCUUCAUCCAAUAAUAUCUUGGAUGUGGGAAAUGGAAAUGGAAGUGGUUGCACCGAUGAGGCUAUACAGACUGCCAAAAACUCAACCCUUGAUGGGUUUAAAUGGCGUUUGGUUAUAGCAUACGAUGGCACUCGUUACGCAGGUUGGCAAUUUCAGCAAUCCCCUCCAACUAUACAGUGCAGUAUGGAAAAAGCCUUGGUGCGAGUGACAAAGCUAGAAAGGAAGGAUCUUCUUUUAGUUGGUGCAAGUAGGACGGAUACUGGAGUUCAUGCCUGGGGCCAGGUGGCACAUUUUGUUACACCUUUCAAUUAUGACUGCUUGGAUAGAAUUCAUGCAGCCCUCAACGGUCUCCUUCCUCCAGAUAUCCGAGUAAGAGAAAUUAGCCCUGCAGUCUCUGAAUUCCAUGCUCGAUUUUCGGCAAAGAGCAAGGUCUAUCAAUACAAGAUAUAUAAUGACACCAUUAUGGAUCCAUUUCAUCGCCACUAUGCAUACCACAUUGCUUAUAAGCUCAAUGUUGAUUCCAUGAGACAAGCUGCAAAACAUUUUAUAGGAAAGCAUGAUUUCUCUGCUUUUGUCAAUGCAUCUCGCAAUGAUCGAGUGCCUGAUCCAGUGAAGACAAUUUUUCGUCUUGAUGUCAUUGAAAUGGGAGCUCUACUACAGCUAGAAGUUGAAGGCACGGGCUUCUUGUAUAGACAAGUGCGGAACAUGGUUGCUUUGCUAAUUCAAAUUGGGAAGGAAGCAAUGCCUCCUGAAAUUGUCCCUAUGAUUUUGGCAACUCGUGAUCGCAAGGAGCUGGCUAAAUACACCUUGCCUGCCCCACCUCAUGGGCUGAGCCUUGUAGCUGUCAAGUAUAACGAAGAUCACCUUCGGCUUCCCCCAGAUGGAAGCCCCAGAAUUAGCGUUGGUAGGCAUAGGAGCGUGACGAAAUGUAAGCUUCCUUUGUAUUAACCUAUGCCUCAUUCCAAAUGAGAGGAACCCUUAAAUCGUCCAGCACAGCUGAAUGUGUUGAUGAAGUUCUUAGUUGAAAUCAAUUCUUGCUUUUUCAGAAAGGCUAUAAAUUUUGACAUAUGA
Manihot esculenta (cassava) is the source of this 1281-nucleotide messenger RNA. Its product is annotated as tRNA pseudouridine synthase A 1. Gene Ontology annotation, molecular function: pseudouridine synthase activity; RNA binding. The record is from RefSeq and is a predicted model, not a curated record. Lineage: Eukaryota; Viridiplantae; Streptophyta; Magnoliopsida; Malpighiales; Euphorbiaceae. Gene Ontology annotation, biological process: tRNA pseudouridine synthesis. The coding region runs from base 154 to 1158 and encodes 334 amino acids. The transcript is spliced from 6 exons.